CCAUUUUAUUUCGCCACAACACACUGCAGACAGAGCUAGCCUUUUGUUCCACUUGCCUGCAAUUUUUCCUCGUUUCAAGUAUUUUGCAAGUUGCUGGAAUGUCUUUUACUCAGCUAACAGUGUCGCGGCCAGCGUUUGUCGGAGAUGGGUCAAAUAGCGGCGACAGUGCAAAGCGAGUGAAGCUCGAAUUCCCUACGAAAGCACGGACCGAGAGAAAUUCAGUUGUCCUGCUGCAACCUGUCUCGGUUGUAAUCCCCCACGGGAUGCAGCCCGAGGACGCUGCUGGUCUUGUGCGCAUGUGUCAGUGGAACCAGGAGCUGUCAGCAAUGGUGAUGCAUCUGCAGAACCGGGUAGCUGAGCUCCGCCAGGCGCAACAGCAUGCACCAGGCCAGAUGCCAUCAGAUUCGCCCAUGAGUUCUGCAUCGACACUCGCUCCAACGAGCCCGCUGAACCAGCAGCCAGACAGGCCAUACCAAUCACUACGGCACUGCGACUUCAAAUACGGGGUUCGGCGCAUAUACAUAUUGAAACUUCGUGCAACCAAAGCGAAUAUGGCGCAGAAGCUUAGUGACAUAGGGAUUGACUCUGACUGGGCAGUGCAUGUCCAGUUUUUGACGCUGAGUGUGGUUGAGGCCUUCGUCAAAGCAGAGUUUUCCAAGCAGUUCUUCGAUAAGCUCAUGGAAGCUGGUAUUCAGGUGCUUGAUGGGUAUGAGCCGAUGACAAAGGCCCACCCAGGCCUUACAGAUGGCGAGGCGACGCAUAUAGCAGCGUCAUACGGUACGGUGCUGAGAAAAACACUCAAAAAGUUGUCCGCGCCGACUUGCUCUGUAGAGGAAAAGUUCCUUCAUUACCUCCGAGAAUAUGCCAAGGAGAUUGGCGCUCCGCUUAAGGCCACCGUCGUCCAAAUGCAAUAUUUGAUGCUUCCAUCGCCUAGCCACUCGCCAGAUCAGCUGCAGCACCACGCAGACCAGUCGCCACACACCGUGUUGCCGCCAAAAGAAUUUACAGUGUACAGGCCGAGGCUGUCCGAUUUUUCAUCGCCGCAAAUGUCUAGCCCAUGCGCUUCACUUGAACCCGUUAAGGUUAAGAUAGCACCAGAAACCCCACCAGAAGAGGCGAAAGAGAUCGCAAAAAUGUGCGAGUACAACAACGAGCUCCGGCUGAUAGCCGAACUGCUUCAGAAAAGGAUCACAAUAUACGAGCAGCAACAACAACAGCGGAAUCAACAGAUACAAGAAUACAAAGCAGUAAACCAGGAAACAACGCCAACCAAUUCUGAUAAAGCCAGCACACAAAGCCGCUCUCUCAACCCUUCCCCCGAACGACACAGCUACGCCAAGAAGGAUUCUUGUGGAGUUUGCACACACGGCCUGCCUGAGCCAUCACCUGUCGAGGCCAAGUAUGCCAUCCGCACGCUGUACAUAAAAGGCAUGCGUGUCUUUCCAUACCCCUACAUGGACAAGGUCCUGCGGCACUACGAUAUCGACGAUCUGGAGAUCUACCAUGUCAACUAUGUGCUUCCUGAUGUCUGUGAGAUAUUUGUUUCUCAGCGAGAUGCUGAGGUUUUGGUGCGGAGACUACGGCGAUACGACAAGGCUAUUUUUAAGGGCUUUCACCCACUGCAUAUUUCGCUCAGGAGCAAGAUGUCGCUGGAGACAAAGAAAACCGAGUACAGAAAGCGCUUGCUGACCAGCUAUCACAGAUGUGACAAUGGGAAUUUCCGCCGGCUCUACGAUAUAGAUCAGGGGCAGGGCGUAUGUGUCCUGACAGACACGCGGACAGCCGGGAUGUGCAUCUGCACGUCGUUUGUGCUGUGCAUCGUUGCCUGGGGAUUGUGUUACAGGAAGUCUGCUUCCUUCUUCUUGCACAUCCUGCCUCCCGCUGAUAUUUUCAACCAUGCUGCCACCUGUUAUUUCACAAGGCGGGUUGAGGAGCACGCGCAUAGGGUCGUUUUGAAGACCUCACCAGUGCAAAUAAUGGACCUGGGAACCGGUGGCGGUCCGAGCCAGCUCGCACAGUGGAACGACCAGCCCUCUAGCCUACUUUAUGGUCUCCAAGGAGAGCUGUACUUGCUAUUGCCGAUGCUCCCAACUGGUCACCUGUCAUCAUCGACCGCGCCCGGGCCGCUGUCACCAUUUCUGCUGCUUGGUCCCUCCACCGACCAUGUGUCUGAUGACUGCACUGAGGAAUUUGCUUCCUGUGACCAACACCUGCACCCACACUCACCCUUGCCCUCGCCUCUCUCACGCAAACUUGGCACAUACACUGUCGACAUCCGUCCCUCACACACCUGUCGCAGCGAUAAGCGGCACAGCAUGCAUCGCAUCUACACGCUCGGCUUGAUGCGACCGCAAAACUCAUCCAUGCGAACUCAACAGAGGAAGAUGGGUAUUGACUCUUCAUAUGUUGUACAUUCGCAUAAUGUUGUGUGUGGUGUGAACAAGUUUGUCGUUGAAGCGUCGUAUGGGCGUAUGUUUGUCAGGCAUUUGAAUAGCAUCAAAGGUGUCAAGGUCAUACGGUUUUUUGACCUGCUGCACCCGACCUACAGUGAGCUGUCCCCGGCGCAGUGGGCAGCACCCCCUGGCAUGUACAAGCAACGAGUGAGGACGACAUUUUGCGAUUCCAAGCCUAGCAGACCCGGAUUUAUGGCGUACGCGAGGGAUUACAAGAGAGAAAUCGGGCUCUAGCCAGCUUCCACAAAGCGGAUGCAGGAGUGAGAUCUGCAAAGCAGACAUAGGCACUUGCUGCGCCUGAUAUCAAACGUCGGGAGAUGUGGUGCGGGCUGUAAACUCUUUCCUCUCUGUAUUCCAAAUAUCUUGAAAUAAACUCAUUUUCUCUACCUC
Molecule: messenger RNA, 2843 nt
Organism: Linderina pennispora
Lineage: Eukaryota; Fungi; Kickxellomycota; Kickxellomycetes; Kickxellales; Kickxellaceae
Exons: 4
Coding region: 99-2687 (862 amino acids)
Source: RefSeq, a predicted model, not a curated record